This is a messenger RNA of Exophiala spinifera, 1557 nucleotides long. RefSeq lists its product as uncharacterized. The coding region runs from base 1 to 1557 and encodes 518 amino acids. The record is from RefSeq and is a predicted model, not a curated record. Gene Ontology annotation, cellular component: membrane. The transcript is spliced from 4 exons. NCBI's taxonomy places the organism in Eukaryota, Fungi, Ascomycota, Eurotiomycetes, Chaetothyriales, Herpotrichiellaceae. Gene Ontology annotation, biological process: transmembrane transport. Gene Ontology annotation, molecular function: transmembrane transporter activity.
AUGACUGCUUAUAGCUCGGAUACUGCUGCUUUGGAGGCUGCAGGGAAGAAGGAGGUGUUGAAGCGAGAAUGGAACUUCUGGGCCCUUUUGGGAAUGUCGGCAUGCACUCUCUGCACCUGGGAAGCAACAAGUGCGCUUUUUGCAGGCGCAUAUCUGAAUGGAGGACCCGCCUCGGUCGUGUACGGGUUCAUUGUCUCCGUUUUUGGCACGUUGGCAAUCACCACAUCGAUGGCCGAGAUGGCGUCUAUUUCACCAAUUGCAGGAGCUCAGUAUCACUGGACUGCUGAACACGCACCUGUCAGAUGGCGCGCGAUCAUCAGCUAUAUUCAGGGUUGGGUCACGAUCACUGGAUGGGUUGCCGGCGUAGCCUCUGUCUGUUUCUUGAUCGCAACUAUGAUCCAGGGUGUUGCGGUGCUCAAUUACUCUGGAUAUGAUGCGAAGCGUUGGCAUGCAACAUUGAUGAUGAUUGCAGCCGCAGGUAUCGCAGCCAUCGGUACGACUAUCGGGAAAAAGCUUUUACCUCUAUGGGAAACCUUGGGAGGUGGACUUCACGUUUUGUUCUUCUUCCUUGUCACGAUCGGGAUUCUUGCAACAAGCGAUAAAACUGAUAACCAUGAUGUCUGGGGCACCCUCAUCAAUGGAGGCGGAUGGCCUAGUGAUGGAGUGAGUUUCUGCUUAGGCUUCUUGACGCCGGCAUUCGCUCUGGCCGGUGUCGAUGCUGUUGUACAUAUGUCCGAAGAAGCAUACAAUGCCCCUCUCAACGUCCCUCGUGCCAUGUUGUGGUCGGUAAUCAUUAACGGUACAGCUGGAUUCCUGUAUAUUCUCACCGUACUGUACUCAAUCACCGAUGCUGAUGCGGUUUUGAACAACGCCACGGGCUUUCCCAUCAUUGGCGUUUUCUUGCAAGCCACCAACAACCAGAAAGCGGCAACUGCGAUGAUGACUGCUGUUAUUGUUGUCUUCACCAUGAACCUCUUUGGCUGCAUGGCAUCGGUGUCUCGAUUAAUAUGGGCCUUUGCAAGAGACAAAGGGCUGCCCUUCUCCGGAUUCUUUUCCCAUAUAACACCUCACAGCAAGUCUCCGACAAAUGCUGUCGUUGCAAUUUUCGUUUCGGUAUCGCUGCUUUCUCUGAUAAACAUUGGCUCAACAACUGCCUUUAACGCGCUCAUAUCGCUCACGACUCUGGGUUUCUACUUCUCAUACGCCAUCCCAACACUCAUGUUCGCCAUACGCCGCUUCAGCUCCAGCAACCCUAUCAGAUUCGGCCCGUGGACGCUGGGUAGAUUUGGCUUGACGGUCAAUAUCAUUGCGAUUAUAUUCUGUAUUUUCCUCAUCAUCUUUCUACCCUUCCCACCAAUGUUGCCGGUUACGAGUCAGAACAUGAAUUAUGCAUCUCCGGUAUUUGUGGGAGUCAUGGUUUUGGCAUUUCUCAAUUAUCAUAUACGAGCUCGGCACCGCUUUACCGGACCUAUCAAGGAAAUCAACAGCGAGACGAGCAGUGAAGAUAUUUCAGAAGAGUCAGUCACUCCUGAGAAGCUACCGGCCGAGACGCACUGA